Messenger RNA from Gopherus flavomarginatus (Mexican gopher tortoise), 2378 nucleotides. It is a transcript of the gene ARRB1, whose product is annotated as arrestin beta 1. Gene Ontology annotation, biological process: signal transduction; G protein-coupled receptor internalization; visual perception. Gene Ontology annotation, molecular function: G protein-coupled receptor binding. Lineage: Eukaryota; Metazoa; Chordata; Testudines; Testudinidae. The record is from RefSeq and is a predicted model, not a curated record. Bases 525 to 1811 code for a protein of 428 amino acids. The transcript is spliced from 17 exons.
GAUGAUGAUUGCCUGAGCCUGUUACCACGCUGGCUGCAGCAGCUGUGCACGCCUCAGUCCUGAACUGUGCAGGGCUGGAGUAGGAGGCAGUGUUGCUCAGAGCCGAGCGAGGGUGGAUCUCUCUCCAUAGAAGCAAAAGGGAAGCUGUCAGUGGGAGAGAUGGAGCAGCCGUGUCUGAGAGCAACCUCCCUCUAAGGGAUCCUCUGGGUGUGUGCGUCCCCGUGCCUUGGAUUUCCGCCUGUGCCCCUAAGCUCAUGGCUGCUUUUACAGCCGUGCACAGCAGCUGGGUUUGUUCCAGUCUGUGAUCUCCAGAGACAAAGGCACUUCAGAGCCGGACGGACCCACGCCCAGCGACAGCUCCCUGGAGCUCCCUGCGUCGUCUGCAGCCGGGGGCUGUGUGUUUGUGCGGGUGAGAGCGCGAGCAGCCUAAAGAGACCGCUUCCUUGGCUCCAAAUUAACAGCUAGUAAUUUUCCACACCUCUCGGCUCCUUCCCUGACAAGUGGCUGGAAGGUUGGCCUGGGCCAUGGGAGACAAAGGAACCAGUGGUAACGAGAUGGCAGCCUACAAGUACAGAGUAUUUAAGAAAGCGAGUCCCAACGGAAAGCUCACCGUCUACCUUGGGAAGAGGGACUUUGUCGACCACAUAGAUGUUGUGGAUCCUGUUGAUGGUGUCGUGCUGGUUGAUCCAGAGUACUUAAAAGAAAGGAAAGUCUUUGUCACGCUGACAUGCGCCUUCCGCUACGGACGGGAGGAUCUGGACGUGCUGGGACUGACCUUUCGGAAGGACCUGUUUGUGGCCAACAUCCAGGCCUUCCCCCCGGUCCCUGAGGAGAAGAAACCCCUGACGCGACUCCAGGAGCGGCUGAUUAAGAAGCUCGGCGAGCAUGCUUACCCCUUCACUUUCGAGAUCCCUCCCAACCUGCCGUGUUCCGUCACACUGCAGCCUGGACCGGAGGACACGGGGAAGGCCUGUGGCGUUGACUACGAGGUGAAAGCUUUCUGUGCAGAGAACCUGGAGGAGAAAAUCCACAAGAGGAAUUCCGUGCGCCUGGUGAUCCGCAAAGUGCAGUACGCGCCGGAGCGACCGGGCCCCCAGCCCAUGGCGGAGACCACCAGGCAGUUUCUGAUGUCCGACAAGCCGCUGCAUCUGGAGGCGUCCCUGGACAAGGAGAUUUACUACCAUGGCGAGCCAAUCAACGUCAACGUCCACGUGACAAACAAUACAAACAAGACAGUGAAGAAGAUUAAAAUCUCAGUGCGCCAGUACGCGGACAUCUGCCUGUUCAACACUGCUCAGUACAAGUGCCCCGUGGCUGUGGAGGAGGCAGAUGAUGUGGUGGCUCCGAGUUCAACGUUCUGCAAAGUCUACACGCUGACCCCCUUUCUCGCCAACAACCGGGAGAAGCGGGGCCUGGCCCUGGAUGGGAAGCUUAAACAUGAAGACACCAAUCUGGCUUCCAGCACGUUACUAAGAGAUGGAGCCAAUAAGGAGAUCCUGGGAAUCAUUGUCUCGUAUAAAGUGAAAGUGAAGCUGGUGGUGUCUCGGGGAGGCCUGCUGGGAGAUCUUGCAUCCAGUGACGUUGCGGUGGAGCUGCCUUUCACACUGAUGCACCCCAAGCCCAAGGAAGAGCCCUUGCACCGGGAUGUUCCAGAGAAUGAAGCUCCCAUAGAUACAAAUCUCAUAGAGCUUGAUACAAAUGAUGACGACAUUGUGUUCGAAGACUUCGCCCGACAGAGACUGAAGGGCAUGAAAGACGACAAGGAGGAAGACGAGGAGGGGACAAACUCGCCGCAGCUGAAUGACAGAUAAACGGGAUUCUUUUAACUAGUUUUGUUUGUUUCCAGUAACAUCUCUGCAGUAGGCUUCUUAUAUUUUGUAUGAUUUUUUUUUCUACAUGUACCGGGAGCCUAUGGAUCACCCAGAUGGUGACGGCAAUUAUAACCUUACAGCUGUGCCAUGUUAUCACUGUGCAUCUAGCUACCUAUGCUGAAGUCUCGUCAGCUGUCUCGAGAACGAGCACAGGGCGGUGGGCCAGAUCCCAAGGGGAACUGCAGCAAUCAGGUGUCACCGACGCUCAGCACCCCUUAGGAUUUGGCCCCCCUCUAGUCCCUAGCCCUGUUUUCACUCUGGAGCAGCUGCUCUCAGCCUUUCGUAUGAUCUGCAUCUUUUAUGCAUUUUAUAUAAUCCACACAAGACAAAUCUUUGUUACAGGGGUGGGAGGAAGGGGUGGGGCGGACAACGCCUGUGAAAGGGGUUUAUUUUCUAGGCAAAUUGUUUUCACUGCAGAUGGGACAGUGUAUAAAGUGGGCACAGUGCUAAACCCUGGCUGGAGAACAGUUGUGACGCCAAUCUGCUGACCGCACUGAGUCCUGGGCU